AUGGGCACACCGACCCGUGAACAACUCCAGCAGUGCAUGCUGCCCUCAGGUAUCAGCCAUCAAGGUUCUGAAUGGCAUCCACGAAAACAAAUCGAUCAGCGCUUCGCGGGUGAAUCACCCUUUGUCCAGCGUAAACAAAACAACAAACUGUUUGUAUCGUCUUGGACUCGUCUGCUAGGCAUAGCAUUCACCUCGUUGGCAGCAGCGUAUUUUUUGCUGCUUUGUUUUCGCUUAAUAGAGUCUGCGCGUCAGUGGGCACCGCCCGCGAGAUCUCUCUCAGAUCGCCAAGAUGAGUCGUGCGAUUCAGGCAGUGUGUCUGGGGAUGACGAUGAGGACGGCAGUCGGCUGACGGGGGGAUCGGCAGAAGGUUUAGAGCUGGAGAGUUUUGGGGAAGGCAGCCUUUUGCUGCAGCAUGAGGCUUUUGGAUUCAAAGGCGCUGCCGAAGGAACACAAGGAGAAGUAGUCGCUGCUGGAUUACAAAGCCCUGCCGCAGGUGAAGAAGCAGAAGCAGACUACGUGGCAGCGUUUUAUGAGGCGGUUAGGGAAUACGUUGGUGGCGUUGCCUCUGAUUCAGAAAAACCACUCUUUGCACAUGACUUGCACUUAUGGGAAAGCCGGAACAUGCCUGUGGAAGAAGAGCUGCGCUUAGUGCGUCUCUUUAAGCGCAUGCACGAAGCUGUGAGUUCAUGCCGAUCGUUGCUGCCAGUGUUGACGCGCAGACACCGUUUGCAGCUGACAAACCAAGUGCUGAAGCUGCUUGCCCUGGAUUUGGGAGCCAUUUAUCUAGUUAGGGAGGAUAAGGAGCGUCGUAGAAAGGCUCUAGGCGACUCUCUCAUUAAGUUGGCAAAAUACGCACUUCACCACGGGCCAGAUGGCUCAGGCAGUAAGAGGCUCCGCGGCAAGCUCUUAACUCUGACAUCUUUGAUAACAGAGCUAAAGCAGCCACGGCAUCUAUAUAAGGAAAAGCCCCCUGAAAAAUACAAGAGGAAGAUGAUAGCAAUACUGGCAACUGCCGAAGUGGCACUGAAGAACUGUCUGGGCGUUUUGAAUGGGCUGCUGCAGCUUAGGCAAGAUACAUCGGCAGGCCAGCUCCCACCACGAACAGUAGAGCAGCAGAUAGAGGUUAUAAAAUCGAUUUUCAGAGUCCACGCUGAUCAUGUGGCUAGAGACGGUAGCCUUCGUCAAUACAUAUUGGAGUGUCAAAAGCGUACACGCGUGUAUGCGCUCCUAACUACCGAUCAUUUCAAAGUGUCGUCAGACGUAAUCCUUCCAGUGAAAGAGCAAAAAUUCAGGAUACUCGAGGCUGUAAGAGCGGCUGGCGGUCUUCUGCAAGCUCAACAGCAAGCAAGGGUUGCAUUCGACAGUGCUAGCGUCGCAUUGGAGGAGAGUCGAAAUCUAUGUGGUAAACACGAGGGGCUGAGGGAACAACGGAGCCUCAAACCGCCGCAAAAAAGUUUUGUGGAAACGCUGCAGCCUUCAUUUUAUGCAACAACUGCUGCGGCGCAAACAGGAGCGGAGUCAACCCGUCCGCCCCUAGCUGGAGUUCCACUGUGGCGACCUGACCGGCCGCCUCGACAAGGUGCUGGGCCGGUUCGGCAGCAACCGCACAAACUUGGUUCCUCCUGGAAUCCUCAGGAUAAAUUCCCGCAGCUUGUCUCUCGGCCCGUGUCUCUCCCAGAGUCUCGUCUGUCGAAAUUUCGGCCGCACGCACCUACAACUGGAGUUCUAGGUACCAAUCCAUAUUUGCCUCCACCACAGAUGCCCUUUGCACGACCGCCUCAACCGUCAGGUGUGCAGCAGACUGCGCGUCCACCUCAUAGCGUCUCAUCACGGCAGGCAUAUGCUGGUUGCAGCGCUGCAGCUUCUUUGGUGUCCCCUCCUCCGCUGCUGCGUGUGGGUGUGGGUGAGCCGUCUCAGCAGCUGCAGCCGCCAGCACCUUUUCAAGGUGGAGGUUACAGUCUUUUUGGAGGUGGCGGCACACCCCCCUGGUUGCCUUUUUCACAGGCUUCACCUGCCUCUAUAGAGAGACGCUCCACUGCCAGAGGCGGAAGGCCACAAGAGGGAGAGGGCGCCCAACGUCCUAUGACGGAUAGUCACGACGCAGCAAGAUAUAACUUUCCGAGUGGUCGUACGUGGAGCGGCCGUCAAUGA
Molecule: messenger RNA, 2151 nt
Organism: Eimeria tenella
Lineage: Eukaryota; Apicomplexa; Conoidasida; Eucoccidiorida; Eimeriidae
Exons: 1
Coding region: 1-2151 (716 amino acids)
Source: RefSeq, a predicted model, not a curated record